This is a messenger RNA of Fundulus heteroclitus (mummichog), 2433 nucleotides long. RefSeq names its product BTB (POZ) domain containing 17b (gene btbd17b). The coding region runs from base 173 to 1624 and encodes 483 amino acids. The transcript has 3 exons. NCBI's taxonomy places the organism in Eukaryota, Metazoa, Chordata, Actinopteri, Cyprinodontiformes, Fundulidae. Gene Ontology annotation, molecular function: protein binding. The record is from RefSeq and is a predicted model, not a curated record.
GAUGCGCCAGGGGAAAGGCCAGCGUCCUACAUAAAGAGUCCAGGACAGGGAGCCGGGCAACACACCAGGCGGCAUACUUUCUGCUCACAUACGGCCAGGAGGAGAGUGGCGCCGAGAAAGCGAGCAGAGGGGAAAGGACAAAGAAGGAGAGGCAGUGAAUGAUUGGGAAGAGAUGGAGCGCUCAUGUGAACACAAGAUUCCUUGCUGGGUUUAUGUGGGCACUCUGCUCUUCUUCUUCCACUUCUACUCAGUCACAGUCAGCGGAGCUCCUCUGAAGCAGGAGGCACUGGACAAUGGUGCCACAGUGCUGAAUCACUCCAUGCAUUUGGUGCAUCGCAUGGAGAACCUAUUGACCUUGGGGAACAGCAGCGACGUUAGUCUCCGGGUGCAAACCAUCAACACAGACGAGGUGAAGGUGAUCCAAGCUCACAGUCUGGUCCUCACUCUGCAGAGCGAUGUGUUCGAGGAGCUGUUGCUCAGCCGUAACAACAGCGCUCUGGUUUUGAUGGAAACUCCAGACUGUGCUGCUGUCUUCGACAAGUUUAUCAGAUAUUUGUACUGUGGUGACAUCUCGCUGCGGCUCGACCAGGCCAUAUCCCUGCACAAGCUGGCCAGCAAGUACCAUGUGUGGGGCUUGCAGCAAGGCCUGACCCAGUACAUGACUCAACAUCUUUCCAGUGAUUCGCCCACAGGCCACGUGGUUAGCUGGUACACCUAUGCACUGCAAAUCGGGGACGCAACCCUGCGGGAGAGCUGUCUGCAGUACCUGUCCUGGAAUCUGUCCUCGGUGCUGCAGAGCGGAGAAUGGGGAUCCAUCAGUGAAGACCUGCUCCUGUCCUUGCUCCAGCGCUCCGACCUCAUUCUGCAAAGUGAGCUGGAGCUCUACGAGGCUCUGGAGGCCUGGACUAACCAGAACCAGCCGGUCAGCUCAACAGUAGAGACUGCCCUGAAGGCGAUCCGGUACGGCAUGAUCCCCCCUCACCAUCUCUUCCGUCUUCAGAGGCACUCUCCCCUCAUGGCGAAGUAUUACGAGAGCAUCCGUGACCUCCUCUAUCUCGCGUUCCAGUUUCACUCCGCCUCACCGAUUCAACUGGCCAAGUACUUUGACGUCAACUGCAGCAUCUUCACUCCCCGCAACUACCUGUCCUCAUCUUGGGGCUCUCCUUGGAUCAUCAACAAUCCCACCCGUGAUGACCGUAGUUUCAGCUUCCAGACCCAGCUUGGGCCCAGCGGCCACGACUCCAGCAAGCGAGUGACGUGGAAUGCCCUGUUCUCCCCUCGCUGGCUCCCACUCAGCGCCAGGUCUACCUACACUGAGCUGGGUGCCAUGCAGCCCACGCGCACGGAGGGAGGUCGACCUCGCAUCAUCGUGACGCCGGCCACCUCCAGCCCCGACUUUGCCGGAGUGAGUUUCCAGAAAGCGGUCAUCGUGAUGGCAAAGCAGCAAGGAAAAGUGGUUGUCCGCCACGUUUACAACUUCCACCAGAGUACAGAGGAGGCUGGGGAUUUCUUGGUGGAUGCUGACCUGCAGCGCCGUGCAUCUGAGUACCUCAUCGACAGCUCCCUCUAUCUGCACAUUGUGAUCAAACCUCUCUACCAUAGCCUGCUUGUUGCCAGGAAGUAAAAACAGGUUUUUUUUUUUGUAUUUGUGACCUCACCGUUUGUUAUCUGCCCACACAAUCACAUGCACAUGUUCCAAAGCACACUCAUAUCACAGUACGUGUAUGUGUCAGCUCCAUAACGUUCAUGUUUUACUUUAUUUUUGUUCAUUCUUUUGUCUUCCAGCUGUUUAGCAAAGCGUUAGACAAAAAAAGACUGACAGACAAGCUGUGAUUACCAUUGUAAUGGUAGUAGGUUAUUCCUGUAUUUCAUGUGCAAGAGCAACACAAAAUAUAAGUUAUUGUACUUCUUGAGGUAUCUUAUUGUGUAAUAGUUUCUCCUUCAUGUUAUAAAUCAUUGCUAAUUAUGUUUGAAUAGGUCAACAACCACCACUAUUAUUAUCUAUUAUUUAUAGAGUGUGUUUUCUCUGCAGUCAAAUAUAGAUUUGUAGUCAUGACACAUAUUUUGUAAAUUAUUUUAUGCACCACUUUAAAGUUUAGAUAUCAAAUUGUUUUUCAGGAUUUUGUUGUGACGUAUUAGAAAACUAGAAAUGUAUGAUUGCUGCCUGGACAUGUUUUUCCUUUUAUGUGUGUUUUUUGUUGACUUAGUUUUUUGCUUUUGUUACAUACGUAUUUUUUGAGUUUUAAAAAAAAUCUCGAACAGUUUGUGAUAAUGAUAUUAAAAUAGAAAUUAAAAUAUAUAGCCUCAUAAAAAACAAUAACAUUUUAGAUUCUAGAUGUUAAGCUGUCUUUCAAAGUGAGCUUUAGUACGGUCAAAUAAAUGUUUGACUUCUAUUGAAUUAAACUAUUUUCGUUUUUCUCUUUUGUUAAAUAA